Molecule: messenger RNA, 2760 nt
Organism: Hyaloscypha bicolor E
Lineage: Eukaryota; Fungi; Ascomycota; Leotiomycetes; Helotiales; Hyaloscyphaceae
Product: alpha/beta-hydrolase
Exons: 6
Coding region: 1-2760 (919 amino acids)
Molecular function (GO): hydrolase activity
Source: RefSeq, a predicted model, not a curated record
AUGAACACGGCUACGGUGGGAGCAGCAGUGACUCCUGCUGUUAUUGAGACCUUUUUGACCCAUUAUCUCAACCGCAAACCCCUGGCUCAAAAGCCCACGGCGCAUAUCUCCUACGACGAGGGCAUACACUUAAUCCGCAAAUUCUUGAUAUAUGCCUCCCAUCAUACUGUCGAGGAAAUUCAACGAUUCACAUCGCAGUGGGUGCCGCAUCCGCACUGGGUGAAGGUAGACGAACUCAAGAUAGCAGACGAAUACACCACGAAGGCUGCGCAGGCCGUACAAGAGCAAUUAGGGCAUCAUGGCAUUGAGAAAGUUGGUGGGAAGACCUGGUGGCAAUGGCGCAGACCGGGGAGCGAGUUGGCAGCCGAAUGGAUUGAAAUGAGGGUUGAUUACCAGGAGAGGAAACGGACGAAGAAUCCUGGGACAAGGGUGAUGCUUUACGUCCAUGGCGGUGCGUACUUCUUUGGAAGUGUAGAUGAGCAUCGGUAUCAAAUGCAGAGACAUGCGAGAAAGCUAAAGGCUAGGGUUUUUGCUCGCACACGAUAUCGACUUGCACCUCAAUUUCCAUUUCCUUGUGGUCUGCAUGAUUGCCUAGCUGCAUAUCUCUACCUCCUGACAGUUCAGGACCCAAGUCAUAUAAUAUUGGCCGGCGACUCUGCUGGGGGAGGCAUGGUGGUGAGCAUGAUGGUUAUAUUGCGGGAUCGAGGAAUUCCUCUACCUGCUGGAGCUAUCCUAAUCUCUCCUUGGUGUGAUCUAACUCACUCGUUUCCAAGUGUUGCUGGUGACAACCCUUUGGAUUACGUUCCUCCGUAUGGCUUUCAACAAAAGCCCUCAGCCUCAUGGCCCCCUCCAAACUCGGACGAUAUGUUAGCGAUCGAGGAAGGUCUCGUCCAGAGCUUGUCCCACAACGACCACAGCAAGCAUCAUCCAAGCGAAACAGACGCUGUUCAGGGUUUCCAUGUUGAUACUCAUCCGAAUGCUGGAACUCAAAAUGCUAAUGCUGCUUCCCGCAUGAAUGGCAAUGUACCAACCGCAAACACAAUCCCCGGUUCUGGUCGGGAUCUUUCUAUAAUGAUUGAUGGCCAAUUGGUCGAGAUCAAAGACCAGAUCCAGAUGUAUGCCUCAAACCAUCUCAUCUCGCAUCCUUUAGUCUCCCCUAUUUUACAGCCUUCACUAGGAGGCCUCCCCCCACUACUCAUCCAAACAGGAGGUGGGGAAAUGCUCAGAGAUGAACAAAUCUACCUUGCCCAUAAGGCUGCAAAUCCAACCAAAUAUCCACCUGGAGACGACUUCCUCGAUGAGAGUCCUCAUGACCACAACAGAAAUCAAGUCAAUCGUUGGAAACCCACUGAUGUCCAACUUCAGGUCUGGGACGACCUCUGCCAUGUGGCACCAACUCUAAGCUUCACCCGUCCUGCAAAAUACAUGUAUCGAUCAAUAGCACAGUUUGGAGCAUGGGCACUUGCUCGAGCUCAGAAGACGGAGAUUGAAAUCUUGGACGACGAUGAUGUUUCAGUCAUUUCUAAGUCCGACUCAGAGGAAGACGAUGCCACCGCUGAGAAGGAGAAGUCCGGUGAUGCAGGCUACAAAGCCGUUGGGAAAGCCGGGGACGCGCUUCCUCCCUUCAAGGACCAUAUGAUUCGUGAACGAGUUGAUCGUCAUGGAAUUAUCAGACCACUUGAGCCUGAAUCAGAACUUCCAGGCUGCAGUCUACUUCCAAGUGAAAUCGGCGUGAUCAAAGAAGGCCCGGUCAAGAAAUGGAUGACCGCGAAACGAGAAUGGGAUACCAGGUACGCCUCAGCAAAGCGAAGAGUACAAAAACAGCGAGCAAGAGAAUUGGCUCAAGGAUACCAACAAUUCGGUGCUGGAGAAGUUCCACCUCCAUCCGCUCUCGCAGGCAGAAGAAAGACUGGUGCCGAUCUCAGAGAAAGGAAGAAGGAACGCAGUUGGGGAAUGAGCUUGUGGUCUCUGUGGGGCAGCAAGCAUGACGAGGACGCGAUUAAACUCGAGCAGGAAGCCGAUAAAGCACCCGAGACGACUUUAGCCUCUGCAGAGGACGGUGCUGGAGCUCGCCCUCUACAUGAUACCAAGACAAACCAAGGAAAGCUGCUGGAUAAGGGGAAGAAACCAUCCAACAGCCGAAGUAGAUCUCGAAGACGAACAGUCACCGAUCAGAACCAGACCGAAAACCAAGACGAAGUGGACGAGAACACACCGGCCGCUGACUUACUUACUGUGAAGAACGAAAAGCCGGGACAACCUUCAGACAACCACUUAGCACCUGAGUUCGCUGCAAAUGGGACCAAUCCAGCGAUAUUGCUCAAAGUUCCAACGAAUGAGGAGUACGAUCUGAAGAGGCCAAAAGCAGACGGGAUCGCAUUCCCAUUUAGUAUUGCAGGCCACAACGCCAGCGCGAGCAUGACAACCCUGACCAGUGAAGUGGGCAUCCCACCCACAAAGGAUCUGCGGACUAAGGAAGUGAUGGAAAGCGGAGUUUCGGUAAACUCAGCUGAUAUCCAUGCUGCUGCUGGGACUGGGAGUAGUAGCGAAGAGGCGAAGGUGAUGAGGGAGAAUGAAAGGCCUGCUGAUGGGACAGUUGUUUUUGGGAAGGGAAAGGGAAAGGAGAACAGUGUACCAAUGAGCUCUGUAGACAGCGAGAAGGUGGCUGAGAAUGGGCAGGUUGUGGGUGCUGAGCGGCCGCCUUUGGAGACGUUCGUUACGGCUGCGAGUAACUUCCCUACACACUCGACUAUCGCUUGA